This is a messenger RNA of Anopheles maculipalpis, 2589 nucleotides long. It is a transcript of the gene Cpr76Bd, whose product is annotated as paternally-expressed gene 3 protein. The record is from RefSeq and is a predicted model, not a curated record. The transcript is spliced from 3 exons. Lineage: Eukaryota; Metazoa; Arthropoda; Insecta; Diptera; Culicidae. The coding region runs from base 20 to 2584 and encodes 854 amino acids.
UGUGUGAUUUAGCAACGACAUGAAGCUUUUCGUUGCAGUACUGGUUGCGGCUUGUUUGGCCACAUCCAGCUUGGCCAUCCCUGCCCCAGACUGUCCGCCGAGCGGACACGUCAGCGGCUACUCCUAUCCUGCCCCAACGGUCCAGCUGUCGGUCGGCAAGGCGAUCAACUCGGUCAGCGUGACGCCCGGUUUCUCGUCCUACUCGGUCGAUGGUGAGGUGAAGUACGCUUCGGUCGGUCCCUCGUACAGCUCGUACGAAGCAUCGCCAGCCUACAGUGCUUACGGUGCCUCCGGUGAAGAUCUCAAGCUGACCAGCUACGAGGCGGGAGUGAAAACGGUUGCUGCCGCACCUGCCGUCACUUACGCCACCAAGUCCGCUGGUGUGGUGUAUGCGGACAAGUCCCCGGCCGCUACCUUCGCCUCGGUGGUCCCAUCCGUCAGCUACACGAAGACGGUCGCUGCUCCGGCUGUCUAUGCACAGCCCGCUGCCCCGGCCUACGUCACUAAGGAAUAUCUGCCACCAACGGUCAAAACAUACGCUACCCCGGCCGUCGCUUCGUACGUGGCCACUCCUGCUGUCACCAAGUAUGCAGCCGCACCGGCUGUUUCGUCGUACGUUGCUACCGCCCCAGUCGUAAGCAAGUACGUGUCUGCUGGUCCAGCCGUGUCGUAUGCUGCUGCUCCUGCCGUGUCCUAUGCUGCUGCUCCUGCCGUGUCCUAUGCUGCUGCUCCAGUUGCCAAGGUUGCCACGACCAGCUACGCCAGCUAUGCUCCUGCUGCCAAGGUCGCUACUUAUGCUACUCCAGCCUACGGAUACAGCGCGUCUUACGCUCCAGCUGCCAAGGCUUAUGCCAGCUACGCACCCGCUACGUCCUAUGCUAGCUACGCUCCAGCUACGACCUACGCCAGCUACACACCAGCCGCCAAGGUAGCCUCCUAUACCCCUGCCGUUGGAUACGCUGCCUAUGCGCCGGCCGCCAAGGUUGCCUACGCUGCCCCGGCUGCUAGCUAUGCCAGCUCUUAUGCCACCACUUCCAAGCUGGCCUAUGCUGCUCCCGCCGUCACCAAGACUGUGGUGUCCGCUCCGGCUGUCGCUUCCUACUACGCUGCACCGGCCGUCACCAAGUACUCGUCGGCGCCCGCUGUGUCCACCGCUUACGUGUCGGCACCGACCGUCACCAAGUAUGCCUCGUCCGCUGCCUAUGCUCCGGCCGUCUCUAGCUACGUAGCUCCGUACUCUGCCCAUGCCUACACCCCCGCCGUCAGCAAAUACGUGUCCACGCCAGCCGUAUCAUCGUACUACGCAACCCCGGCCGUCUCCAAGGUCGUGUCCGCACCAGCUUACGCUUCGUACGUGUCCGCUGCUCCAGCUGUGGCUAAGGUUGCCGCCGUUCCUGCCGUCUCGACUGCCUACGUUUCCGCUCCAGCCACCGUCACUAAGACUGCUUACUCUGGUGCCUAUCUGGCAGCUCCAGCCGUUGCUAAGGUGGCCACAUCUUACGGUCCGGCCGUUGCUUCCUACAGCGCAGGUCCUGCUGUGUCGGCUUACAGUACCGGUGCGGCCUACUCGUCGUACUCCGUUGCUCCAGCCGUCUCCAAGGUGGUAGCCACUCCGGCCGUCGCUGCCUACAGUACCGGUCCGGCUUACUCUAGCUACUCGGUCGCUCCGGCCGUCUCGAAGGUAUACUCGACGCCAGCCGUCGCUGCCUACAGUGCGGUUCCGGCUGUUUCCAAGGUUUACUCGACCCCAGCUGUCGCGACGUACAGUGCCGUCCCGGCUGUUUCCAAGGUCGUAGCUACACCGGCCGUUGCUGCCUACAGUGCUGUCCCGGCCGUUUCCAAGGUCUACUCGACACCGGCCGUCGCUGCGUACAGUGCCGUACCGGCUGUAUCGAAGGUGUACUCUAGCCCAGCUGUUGCCACUUACAGUUCCGGCCCAGCCGUCUCGAAAGUGUACUCUUCUCCGGCCGUCGCUGCGUACAGUGCUGGACCGGCCUACUCUUCCUACUCGGUCGCACCGGCCGUCUCGAAGGUAUACUCGUCCCCAGCCGUUGCUGCCUACAGUGCUGGCCCAGCAUACUCUGCCUACUCCGUUGCACCGGCCGUCACCAAGUACGCCACGGGUGCCAUCGCUAGCUACGCCACGUCCGGCGCUGCUCAUGGAUACUACUCUGCUGGACCAGCUGUAUCGGCCGCUCACUACGAUGGCUAUCGUUAUGCUGCUGCCGCUCCUGCUCUCACCACGGCCUACACCGCUCCUGCCACCGUCGUCAAGACUGUCGCUCCGACCACCGUCGUCAAGACUGUCGCCGAGAAGUACCUCGAACACUACGAUGAUAAUGCACGCUACGCUUUCGAGUACGGCGUGAACGACCCACUCACCGGUGAUAUCAAGCACCAGAAGGAGGAACGUGACGGCGAUGUCGUCCGCGGUCAGUACUCGCUGGUCGAACCCGACGGUAACGUGCGCACGGUCGACUACUAUGCUGACUGGGCCACCGGUUUCCAUGCUACCGUCACCAACAGUCGGGACCAGGUGCACGCCACAAAGGUUCUCGGCAAGCGCGACACCGUGAAGGCGUAAGGGCA